This is a messenger RNA of Micropterus salmoides (largemouth bass), 5581 nucleotides long. RefSeq names its product clathrin heavy chain 1-like. Gene Ontology annotation, molecular function: clathrin light chain binding. Gene Ontology annotation, cellular component: extracellular exosome; clathrin-coated endocytic vesicle; spindle. The record is from RefSeq and is a predicted model, not a curated record. Gene Ontology annotation, biological process: mitotic cell cycle; clathrin coat assembly; receptor-mediated endocytosis. The transcript has 27 exons. The coding region runs from base 13 to 3873 and encodes 1286 amino acids. NCBI's taxonomy places the organism in Eukaryota, Metazoa, Chordata, Actinopteri, Centrarchiformes, Centrarchidae.
UUUUAGUAACUAAUGUUCACCUGGUGUAACUGUAGUAUUCUUCUAGUGCAAUGUGACUUUUCUCAACCCAAAGCUUCCCACUGUCACUUGAUUACUAUCCAUCCAUUCAUCUUUCUUCUCCAGGGUAUCCUGCGGACACCAGACACCAUCCGUCGGUUCCAAAGUGUUCCAGCCCAACCAGGCCAGACAUCUCCCUUGCUCCAAUACUUUGGCAUCUUGCUGGACCAAGGUCAACUUAAUAAAUUUGAGUCUCUGGAGCUGUGCAGGCCUGUCCUCCAGCAGGGCCGCAAGCAGCUACUAGAGAAAUGGUUGAAAGAGGACAAGCUGGAGUGUUCUGAGGAGCUUGGAGACUUGGUGAAGUCUGUUGAUCCUACUCUUGCCCUCAGUGUCUACCUUAGAGCCAACGUCCCCAAUAAGGUCAUUCAGUGCUUUGCAGAGACUGGACAGUUCCAGAAGAUUGUCCUCUAUGCCAAGAAGGUGGGCUACACCCCGGACUGGAUCUUCUUGCUAAGGAAUGUAAUGCGGAUCAGUCCAGAGCAGGGCCUUCAGUUCUCCCAGAUGCUGGUUCAGGAUGAAGAGCCACUGGCUGACAUUACUCAGAUUGUUGAUGUGUUCAUGGAGUACAACCUGAUCCAGCAGUGCACGUCCUUCCUACUAGAUGCCCUGAAGAACAACAGACCCAUGGAAGGACCAUUGCAGACACGCCUGCUGGAAAUGAAUUUGGUCCACGCACCACAGGUUGCAGAUGCCAUCCUAGGCAAUCAGAUGUUCACCCACUAUGAUCGUGCUCAUGUAGCACAGCUUUGUGAGAAGGCUGGUCUCCUGCAGAGGGCACUGGAGCAUUAUACUGACCUGUAUGACAUCAAGCGCGCUGUGGUGCACACACAUCUUCUCAACCCAGAGUGGUUGGUGAAUUUCUUUGGCUCCUUGUCAGUGGAGGACUCUCUAGAGUGUCUGAGGGCCAUGCUUUCUGCAAACAUCCGCCAGAACCUGCAGAUCUGUGUCCAGGUCGCCUCCAAGUACCAUGAGCAGCUCAGUACUCAGUCUCUCACUGAACUUUUUGAGUCGUUCAAGAGCUUCGAGGGUUUGUUCUACUUCUUGGGUUCCAUUGUGAACUUCAGCCAGGAUCCAGAGGUCCACUUCAAAUAUAUCCAGGCUGCCUGUAAGACAGGCCAGAUCAAAGAGGUUGAGAGAAUCUGCCGAGAGAGUAACUGCUAUGACCCUGAACGUGUGAAGAACUUCCUCAAGGAAGCCAAGCUGACUGACCAGCUGCCUUUGAUCAUUGUGUGUGACCGCUUUGAUUUUGUGCAUGAUCUGGUCCUGUACCUGUACCGCAACAGCCUGCAGAAAUACAUUGAGAUCUAUGUGCAGAAGGUGAACCCAAGCCGUCUGCCAGUAGUCAUUGGAGGAUUACUGGAUGUGGAUUGUGCCGAGGAUGUGAUUAAGAACCUGAUAAUGGUGGUUAGAGGACAGUUCUCCACAGAUGAACUGGUGGCUGAAGUGGAGAAAAGAAAUCGACUGAAGCUGCUGCUGCCUUGGUUGGAGGCUCGUAUUCAUGAAGGUUGCGAGGAGCCUGCUACCCACAACGCCCUGGCCAAAAUCUACAUUGACAGCAAUAACAACCCUGAGCGCUUCCUAAGGGAGAACCCCUACUACGACAGCCGUGUGGUGGGCAAGUAUUGUGAGAAAAGAGACCCCCACCUGGCCUGUGUGGCCUAUGAAAGAGGACAGUGUGACCAGGAACUGAUUCAUGUGUGCAAUGAGAACUCACUGUUCAAGAGUCUGUCCCGCUACCUUGUACGUCGCAAGAACCCCGAGCUGUGGGCGAGCGUGCUGCUGGAGACCAACAAUUACAGAAGACCACUCAUUGACCAGGUUGUCCAGACAGCCUUGUCUGAGACGCAAGAUCCAGAGGAGGUAUCUGUAACAGUCAAGGCCUUCAUGACCGCCGACCUUCCCAAUGAGCUCAUCGAGCUUUUGGAGAAGAUUGUACUGGAUAACUCUGUCUUUAGUGAGCACAGAAACCUCCAGAAUCUGCUCAUCCUGACUGCCAUUAAAGCAGAUAGGACACGCGUUAUGGAGUACAUCAACCGUCUUGACAACUACGAUGCCCCAGACAUUGCGAACAUCGCCAUCAGCAAUGAGCUGUUUGAGGAGGCCUUUGCUAUUUUUAGAAAAUUUGAUGUCAAUACCUCUGCUGUGCAGGUUCUAAUUGAGCACAUCGGUAACCUGGACAGAGCUUAUGAGUUUGCUGAGCGCUGCAAUGAGCCACCAGUGUGGAGUCAGCUGGCAAAGGCUCAGCUUCAGAAGGGCCUGGUCAAGGAAGCCAUUGACUCUUACAUCAAGGCUGAUGACCCAUCUGCUUACAUGGAGGUGGGACAAGCUGCAGCCCAAAGUGGAAACUGGGAGGACCUGGUGAAGUUUCUGCAGAUGGCCCGUAAGAAGGCCCGCGAGUCGUAUGUUGAAACAGAGUUGAUCUUUGCCCUGGCCAAGACUAACCGUCUGGCUGAGCUGGAAGAGUUCAUCAACGGACCCAAUAAUGCUCACAUUCAGCAAGUGGGUGACCGUUGCUAUGAUGACAAGAUGUAUGAUGCAGCCAAACUGCUUUACAACAACGUGUCCAACUUUGGCCGCCUGGCCUCAACUCUGGUGCACCUGGGAGAGUACCAGGCAGCUGUAGAUGGAGCUCGCAAGGCUAACAGCACCCGCACCUGGAAGGAGGUGUGUUUUGCGUGUGUAGAUGGGAAAGAGUUCCGUCUUGCCCAAAUGUGUGGCCUGCAUAUUGUCGUCCAUGCCGAUGAACUGGAGGAACUCAUAAACUACUACCAGGACCGUGGUUACUUUGAGGAGCUCAUCACCAUGCUGGAGGCCGCCCUCGGGCUGGAGCGUGCUCACAUGGGUAUGUUCACUGAGCUGGCCAUCCUCUACUCCAAAUUCAAACCCCAGAAGAUGAGGGAGCACCUGGAGCUCUUCUGGUCCCGUGUCAACAUCCCAAAGGUUCUCAGGGCUGCAGAGCAGGCCCACCUCUGGGGAGAGCUGGUGUUCCUCUACGACAAGUACGAGGAAUAUGACAAUGCCAUCAUCACCAUGAUGAACCACCCAGCUGAUGCCUGGAAGGAGGGACAGUUCAAAGACAUUGUCACCAAGGUGGCCAAUGUGGAGCUGUACUACAAGGCCAUCCACUUUUAUCUUGAUUUCAAACCAUUGUUACUGAACGACCUGCUCAUUGUUCUUUCUCCGAGACUGGACCACACACGUGCUGUCAACUUCUUCAGCAAGGUGAAACAGCUGCCUCUGGUUAAACCUUACCUAAGGUCUGUACAGAAUCACAACAACAAGUCAGUAAAUGAGGCGCUGAACAAUCUCUUCAUCAUUGAGGAAGACUAUGCGGCACUGCGUACUUCCAUUGAUGCCUAUGACAACUUUGACAACAUCUCACUGGCCCUGGGCCUGGAGAAGCAUGAGUUGAUUGAGUUUAGGAGGAUCGCUGCCUACCUUUUCAAGGGCAACAACCGCUGGAAACAGAGUGUUGAGCUCUGCAAGAAGGACAAGCUCUACAAGGAUGCCAUGCAGUACGCAUCAGAGUCCAAAGACAUCGAGCUGGCAGAGGAGCUCCUGGCUUGGUUCCUGCAGGAAGACAAAAAGGAGUGUUUUGCAGCAUGCCUAUUCACCUGCUACGACCUGCUGCGGCCCGACGUGGUGCUGGAGACCGCCUGGCGACACAACAUAAUGGACUUCUCCAUGCCCUACUUCAUCCAGGUCAUGAGGGAGUAUCUCUCUAAGGUUGAUGCGAUAAAGGAAAAGGAAUGGUCCCAUCCGUCAGCCAGUGAAAAAACCCAGAGGUGGACAAACUCGAAGCCUCUGAAUCUCUGAGGAAACAGGAGGAGCAGGCUACGGAGUCUCAACCCAUUGUUUACGGCACACCCCAACUCAUGCUCACAGCAGGGCCCAACGUGGCUGUGCCUCCUCAGCAGUCAUAUGGCUACGGCUACACAGCAGCACCAGGCUACAGCCAGCCACCACAGCCCAGCUUCGGUUAUGGCAUGUGAACACCCAACAACUCAACCCCAACCACCAUCACAACUUGACACAACUUCCUUCCAUUUGUCUUUCUCUCUUUGUGUUCCUCACCAGCUUCCCAUGGUCUUCUACUCACAACAGGGGCCACAAGCAAGCAACAGCCCACUCUCCUUUGAGUACUAUUUUUUUAUUAUGUUGUCUGUUACAAGAGAAAACAUUUAACUGCAUUGAAGGACUUUUAUUUGUAUUGUUUGAAAAGAAAUUGGACCACAUGUAUGUUUGUUUGUUUUUCACAUUCCAUAUUUAUGACUACUUAUUUAGAUAUUUCUUUGUGUUUGUUAAUGUUGUCAUGUUUUGUUUUGUUUAUUGGUUUUAUGGUUUGUGCAGAAGUGGACUUGCUAAAGCUCAGCAAUGAACCUUUGAAGUAGGUGGAGGAGCAUUGGAAUUUGCACUCGUGAAGAAAUUAAUGUAGAGAAGCUCUUACUUUUGAUGUACUGAACAUGUGAACAGCUUAAAUUGUCUCGUUUGUCUGUAUAAUGCAUUUCAUCAUUGUAUAUUCUGAGGAGAAAAAAAAGUUACAUAUAAUAUUUGAACAUAUAUUGCCAUUUCAAUGGCUAUAGUUAGCAACACUAAGUGAUGAUAGUAUAUUCUGCACAAGCGUGUAGCUUUAUGGAGUUUAAAAUGCAUACAGAUGUAUGUCACUGUGUGAAUAAGGAUGUGUUUGUGUGUGUGUGUGUGCGUGUGUGUGUGUGUGUGUGUGUGUGCGCGAGUGAGUGUGACCCAAUGGUCUAAAUAAGAAUUUUAACCCCCCCCCUCUCAGCCUGUACUGGGCUGUCCAAUUCACCCUCCUAGAUGUUAGCUCUCCGUCAUUGGCUCCAUGUAUUUAGGUGACCUCUUGUGACGUGUACAGUGCUUGUGUGAGACUGUAUCUGUGUAUGUGCAAGGACGGGACCACGGCUAACAGACCCCAGGGCCCUUAACCGUACCGUGUGUGUGCAUUUACUCCUCGUGCUGAGGUCUGUGUAUGACAGGUGUUUUUUGGUGUUUCCCUUGGUCACCAUUACCCCCCCCCCCCCCCCCCCCCCCCCGUACAGAUGUGAACAUUUAAACUUUUAAAUGGAGACCCCACCCACUUGUCCUCCACCUACUCUCCUGUCCUGUUUCCUCCUUGGUUAAUGCUUGGCGGCAAGAACAAACAAGGAGGCAGAAAAAGACAGGCCGGUGGAAUCUUUGGUGUCCUACUUGACAGCUUGAUUAGAUCCAUAAACACUCCUGUAGGUUAUGUGUAUUGAUGGUUAUGAUGAAGAAAUUAGGUCUCAGUACAUCCAGUUCUUUGUCAAGAAUGGUCUGAAAUAAGAGCCUGUAUUUACGUUGAUGUACUUAACUUCCUUACACGCUUUAAGCUGUGUGUAAAGUGUCAUCCUAACUCUAACAUAAGUUGAAUUCCUUUCUGUUGUCAUGCAUAUUAGUAAUGCAGGGGAUCUGUCAUUAAUAAGUGGAAGAAUAUGACUAAACUGAAAGGGAAAUACUAGCCUAAAUAAAAACAUAAAAUUGUACCCAG